This is a messenger RNA of Drosophila nasuta, 1020 nucleotides long. Its product is annotated as putative rRNA-processing protein EBP2 homolog. Gene Ontology annotation, biological process: rRNA processing; ribosomal large subunit biogenesis. Lineage: Eukaryota; Metazoa; Arthropoda; Insecta; Diptera; Drosophilidae. Gene Ontology annotation, cellular component: nucleolus; preribosome, large subunit precursor; nuclear periphery. The record is from RefSeq and is a predicted model, not a curated record. Bases 97 to 1020 code for a protein of 307 amino acids. The transcript is spliced from 3 exons.
AAAAUACAAUUUGCGGUCACACUGGUCAGUCGCAUCGUCGCACGUGUUGAUAUUGUUUUUAUAUCAGCAUUUUCAUUUAUUAAAUAGUUUAGCAUCAUGUCCGACUUUGAAUUACAAGACAGUGGCUCCGAAUUCGAUUCAGAUGACAAUUCUGAUGCAGAGCUGCAAGCCGCUUUCGAGCGUGGUGAGCUGAAACCCGGUCUAAAUGUGGAAUUUGGCGGACAACGCGUCAAAAUCAAUGAUAUCACAAAACUAUUAGCCAAGGCACAAGCCAUUCGUCUAGACCUGCCCUGGGAAGAACGCCUAGACAUGGUUAACGAUCUGGCGCCUCUUGCUCCCGAGUUGGCUGUUCAGUUAGAGAAACACGAACAGAAGCGCGCAAAUCAGUUCAAGGGCAAUGCCAAGAUACCCUAUGUACGUCCCGAAGAGGAUCCCGUGUUGAAUGACUUCAAACGCGAAAUGCUCUUCCAUCGUCAAGCUCAAGCCGCAGUGGUCGAGGGAAUCCAGCGAUUGCACAAACUGGGCAUUAAGACACGUCGUCCCGAUGACUAUUUCGCCGAGAUGGCCAAAUCCGACGAACACAUGCAGAAGGUGCGCUCCAAUCUGAUGGCCAAACAGCAAGGACAAGCGAAAUCAGAACGCAUCAAGCAAAUACGCGAACAGCGCAAGAUGGGCAAAAUGUUGGCCAAACAGACUAAGGUACAACGUGAAGCUGAGAAAAAGGAGAUGCUGGAUAAGCUGAAAAAGUUCCGUAAGGGCAAGCUGAAGAAUCUGGACUUCCUUGAGGAUGCCAAGGCGCUUGAAUCGAAGCAGAAGCAAUCGGCUGACAAACGGAAACAGCGCAACAAAAAGUUCGGCUUUGGUGGUAAAAAGAAGGGACUAAAGCGCAACACAAAAGCCUCGGCCGCAGGACUCGAGGCGGAGAAGUCAACAAGGCGUCAGCGUGGCGUCAAGGCUGGUGCCUCGGUGAACAAGCGAAUGGGUAAAUCGCGUCGCAUUAAAGCCAAGGGAAGAAAGUAA